This is a messenger RNA of Heteronotia binoei (common prickly gecko), 2148 nucleotides long. RefSeq names its product solute carrier family 2 member 12 (gene SLC2A12). Bases 216 to 2036 code for a protein of 606 amino acids. NCBI's taxonomy places the organism in Eukaryota, Metazoa, Chordata, Lepidosauria, Squamata, Gekkonidae. Gene Ontology annotation, biological process: transmembrane transport. Gene Ontology annotation, molecular function: transmembrane transporter activity. The transcript has 5 exons. Gene Ontology annotation, cellular component: membrane. The record is from RefSeq and is a predicted model, not a curated record.
CACCGCAAAGGGCAAAGCCUCCUGCAACUCUGAAGGCAAAGUUGUGCGCGGCUUACUUCGUAACUUUUCCGAUUUCAGCCCGCUCCUGCUACACGCGCUGCCAUGACCCGGGCAACCGUAAGCGGCGCCUCUGUUGACAGCCAGGGGUCCGUGGUGGUCAUCCCGUGACGAUUUUGGAGCCCGACGCGCCACGAGAGGACAGCUUCCACACAGCCAUGAUGAUACCUGUGCGGGACACGGAAGACCCCCAGCAGCAGUGCCAGAGAAUACCAGGCGAAGAGUGCAAGGACGACAACCCAGGCAGCUGCAGCAACAGCCUCGCCAACCUGAGGAAGCUUCCGGCUCAAACAGGCUGCGGAAUGCUUACUCUUCUGUCAUCUGCCAUUGCUGCUGUCAGUGGAUUUCUGAUGGGUUAUGAACUUGGAAUUAUCUCUGGAGCCCUUCUUCAGCUAACUAGCAUAUUAGCACUUUCAUGUCAGCAGCAGGAAAUGGUUGUAAGUGCUCUUCUAAUUGGCGCUUUGCUAGCUUCAUUGACUGGUGGAUUCCUGAUAGACAAAUAUGGGAGACGAAUGACCAUUAUGAUGGCAUCGUGUUUACUUGUACUGGGCAGUCUGGUCUUGAUACUCUCUGCCUCAUAUGGACUACUUAUAAUAGGACGGAUUGUGAUAGGGGUUUCCAUUUCACUCUCCUCAGUUGCAACAUGUGUGUAUAUCGCAGAGAUUGCCCCCCCGCACAGAAGAGGCUUGCUGGUAUCUUUGAAUGAACUCAUGAUUGUAGUAGGUGUUCUUUUUGCUUACAUUUCAAAUUAUGCAUUUGCUAGCUUUUACAGUGGAUGGAAGUACAUGUUUGGUCUUGUUAUUCCACUGGGCACCUUGCAAGCCAUUGCUUUAUACUUCCUUCUACCCAGUCCUCGGUUCCUGGUUAUGAAAGGUUUUGAUGAAGAUGCUAGCAGAGUACUUGGAAAGCUGAGGAGAACUGCAGACACUACUGAAGAACUGGCUAUGAUCAAAUCUUCCUUGAAAGAAGAGCACCAAUAUAGUGUAUUUGAUCUCUUCCGUGCAAAAGACAACAUGAGGGCCCGGCUGCUGAUAGGAAUCACUCUUGUGUUUUUUGUACAGACAACAGGACAGCCUAACAUCUUAUUUUAUGCAUCCACUGUCUUGAAAUCAGCUGGAUUUCACAGCAAUGAGGCAGCUAGUCUGGCUUCCACUGGUGUUGGAAUGGUCAAAGUGAUCAGUACAGUUCCGGCUACCCUUUUUGUGGACCACAUAGGAAGCAAGAUGUUUCUCUGUAUUGGUUCAUCCCUCAUGUCUGUGUCGUUGGUCACCAUGGGAGUGGUGACACUUAACAUACACAUGAAUUUCACUACUGUUUGUAAAAACCAGUCUUUAGAAGAUUCUUCAUUCCAGAAGGUACGAACGCUGACCUUCACCAAUGAGACUCUUGAGGACCAAUUUGCCGGCAUGGCUUCAUCUAUCAGAAUUUCACGAUGGAAGGUUCAACUUGCUAAUAGAGGGGAGCAGAACAGCACAGCUGUGACAGAAGACACAGCCUCUGUCACAAGCCAGGCUGAAUCCCAUAUAGAAACAAGAGCUAUGGAAGUUCCAGCAGCUCUGAAAUGGCUCUCUUUAGCCAGCUUGCUUGUUUAUACUGCUGCUUUCUCCAUAAGCUUUGGACCAAUGUCCUGGCUGGUACUGAGUGAAAUAUUUCCUGGUGGAAUUAGAGGAAGAGCAAUUGGUUUAACUUCUAGUGUGAACUGGGGAGUAAAUCUCUUGAUUUCAUCAACUUUUUUGACAAUAACAGAUCUAAUUGGUUUACCAUGGGUGUAUUUUAUUUAUGCUUUGAUGAGCUUAGCAUCAUUAGCAUUUGUCAUUGUCUUUAUACCUGAGACAAAGGGGUGCUCCUUAGAGCAAAUCUCCAUACUACUGGCAAAACAAAAUCAUAGAAAGAGUACCCUUUGCAGGAUGAGCCAGCGCCAGGAUCAAUUGAUAUCUAUAGAACUUUCCAACAAAGAACUCCAUAAACAAUUCUACUAGAGAGGCGGGUGCAUGGAAGGAAACAAUGGCAAAAGAACUGGUUUUCUGAAGAGGAUUAAAUCGCUCACGUGCUGUCACUGUGUUCAUAUGCUUACAAUAAAUAUAUUUCUCU